AUGGUAAGGAAGAAGAAGGAGCGAACAAGAGCUAAAUUUACAGGCGAUCAAAUGACCGCAGCAGUCCAAGAGGUCAAAACAAAUGGGACUUCCCUUCGCAUUGCUGCAGAUAUGUUUGAUGUAAAUUUUGUCACAUUAAGGCGUUAUGUACUAAAGGAACGAAAUGACCCUAAUACUAAAAUGGAGCCGAAUUAUGCUGUUAGAUUAAUAUUUAGCACCGAGCAGGAAAGAUCUUUAUCUGAAUAUAUAAAGACCUGUAGCAAAAUGGCAUUUGGGUUAAAUACUCAAAAAGUAAGAGAGCUGGCAUAUGAAAUGGCGGUCAGAAACAAUAUUAAUAUGCCAGAUACCUGGAGAAGGAAUAAGUGUGCGAGUAAGGAUUGGCUAAGAGCUUUUAUUAAAAGAACUAGGUCCUUAAGUAUUAGAAAGCCAGAAGCUUGCUCUUUAUCCAGGCUUACUUCUUUUACAAAACCUAAUGUCGAAAGGUUUUUCCUACAGCUUCAGAAAAUAUAUGAAGAUAACCCAGAAGUUGUUCAGGAAAUUCAAAUUUAUAAUUUGGACGAAACUGCUACUACGACUGUACAGCGUCCACAUAAAGUAGUUACACAAAAAGGGGUGAAACAGUUGAACCAGUGCACAAGUGCCGAAAGAGGAUUACUAGCCACUACUUGUGCUAUAAUUAGAGCAAACGGAACUUUUCUACCGCCGAUAAUUAUUUUUCCCCGAAAGAAGUUUGUCCCUCAUAUGUUAAAUGGCGCGCCCCCAGGCACAUUAGGACUAGCAAAUCCAAGUGGGUGGAUGACAGCCGAACUGUUUGUUGAGGUGUUAGACCACUUUAUUAAACAUACUGGUGUGACAAAAGAAAGGCCAUGCCUAUUAAUAUAUGAUAACCACGAAUCACAUGUGUCCCUGGAGAUAGCGGAAAAGGCAAAAAACAAUGGAAUCAUUAUCUUAACUCUCCCGUCACAUAUGAGUAACAAGUUGCAGCCUUUAGACAAAGCAGUAUUUUACUCUUUUAAGAACUUUUACAAUGAUGCAAUAGAUUCGUGGCUCCUCACCCACCCAGCCGUACCCAUGACGCUAUAUCAAAUAGCUGAAUGUGUUGGUAUUGCCCACUCAAAAUCAAUGACGCCUGAAAAUAUAUUAAACGGGUUUCGUUCGACGGGUAUCUACCCAUUCAAUAAAAAUAUUUUUAUGGAUGCUGACUUUCUUGUAUCAUCUGUGACUGACAGACCUGAAGACCUUCAAAAAGAGAACCUCCAACAAGGAAUGGUUGUAUUCCAAGAAGAUUUGAAUGAUGAACAAGAUGCCGGCGGCAGCGGCAGCGGCAACGAUACCGCCGUUGCUUCAUGUAGCACAACCGAUACUCAACAGUGUACAGAUGAUAAGGGAGACUCUACUUUGGAAAUAGCGUCGACUACAAAAGAUUAUUUUAUUUCACCAUUUGAGAUACGGGGCUUCCCAAAGGCAGCUCCUCGGAAAAAUUUAAAUCGAACACGAAAAUCUAAGAAAAGUGUCAUUUUAACCAGCACACCAGAAAUGAAAGAACUUUCGUACAAAACAGAAAAUAAGAAAACUCCUAAAACAGAAGCAGUUAAAAAGGUAAAACGAACUAUAAGUGCAGACAAAAAAAAUACAAAGAAAAAAGCAAAACAUGUGAAGAAGAUUCAGAGACGGACACAGAAAGUGUAG
Anoplophora glabripennis (Asian longhorned beetle) is the source of this 1689-nucleotide messenger RNA. RefSeq lists its product as uncharacterized. Bases 1 to 1689 code for a protein of 562 amino acids. The transcript has a single exon. Gene Ontology annotation, cellular component: nucleus. NCBI's taxonomy places the organism in Eukaryota, Metazoa, Arthropoda, Insecta, Coleoptera, Cerambycidae. The record is from RefSeq and is a predicted model, not a curated record. Gene Ontology annotation, molecular function: DNA binding.